Messenger RNA from Dendronephthya gigantea, 1666 nucleotides. Its product is annotated as terminal nucleotidyltransferase 5C-like. The transcript has a single exon. Gene Ontology annotation, biological process: mRNA stabilization. Gene Ontology annotation, molecular function: RNA binding; poly(A) RNA polymerase activity. Lineage: Eukaryota; Metazoa; Cnidaria; Anthozoa; Malacalcyonacea; Nephtheidae. The record is from RefSeq and is a predicted model, not a curated record. The coding region runs from base 188 to 1393 and encodes 401 amino acids.
CAGUAAGCUCAUAAGUGUAGAAAACUCGCUUCAGCACUUCUCCUGGCACUUCUCUGUAGAAGUUCAAAUACCGCAGUUGUAUAAAAACCUUAUUCACCGAGCGUAGCGAACCGAACUCAACAAACACCACCGAUUAAAUACCACAAGCAAACCAAAAAACAGAGCAAAACCACGUCGAACUAACACCAUGGAGCAAUUUGCAACGAUGCCAGAGAACGAAGCGAAGCGUUUCGCUGUGUUAACGUACGAGCAAGUCGUCCGUCUGGGAGAAGUGCUGAGUAGAAAAGUUGAGAUACACGGCCGAGGCAAUUUUCCUACCAUCCAAGUUGUCCUCAAGGACCUUGUCGAAGCCGUGUCCUCUCGUCUGCGAGACAAAGGCGUGAAAUUACGCGACAUUCGUCUAAAUGGAGGAGCCGCAAGUUUUGUGCUGUGUCAAGACAAAAAUUAUAUAUUCAAUGACUUAGACUUAAUAUUCGGAGUCGAUUUGUCAUGUCCUCAACGAAUUCACAUGAUUUUCGACGUCGUAAUGGAUGCUCUCACGGAUUUCUUGCCCGAAGGAGUGAGCAAGAAUCGAAUGUGUAGCGCUACACUAAAAGAUGCUUACGUCAAGAAAUUGGUCAAAGUCACAGACGAGACGAACAGUUGGUCGCUCAUUUCACUGUCAAACGACGACGGAAGGAAUGUUGAGCUGAAGUUUGUCGAUACAAUGAAACGGCCAUUUGAAUUCUCAAUCGAUUCCUUUCAAAUAAACUUGGACUCGCUUCUGAGCUUUUUUAAGCUUUCGACUUUGCCAAUCAAGCCGAAUUUCUUCCCGAGCGUUCUUGCGGAGUCCGUCUACGGGGAUAUCGGGGUUGCCCUACACCACUUGGACAAUCGCUUAAUUGCGACUCGAAACCCGGAGGAAAUUCGUGGCGGUGGGCUCCUAAAGUACUGCUACCUGUUGGUGAAGAGGUACACUCCAGAAGAUCGCAAGGAAAUCAGGAGCAUGGAACGCUAUAUGUGCAGUCGUUUCUUCAUCGACUUCGGUGAUCUCGAUACACAAGUGAGGAAACUUCAGAAAUACUUGCAAGACCACUUUCAGGGCGACGAACGCGUUAAAUGCGAAUACCUCCGAAUCCUGUAUCGCACCAUCGCAAGCUCUACCGUGUGUCUCAUGAACCACGAACGUAAACAGACAUUGAUGAUCAUUGAGCAAAUGGCUAACAAUAUCGAACAUGGUUUGCUCGAGAUGAACUAUUAUUAUAGGCCGAUGCCAACGCGUUUCCCAGCCGGCAACUGCUACUACAAGGGUCCGGGAUUUAGGAACCACCACCACACGCAUCAUCAUCAUCACAACCACAGUCGUUACAGAUUUUACCCUACGUGUUCAGCGCUGGCCCCGAUGGCCACCUAACUUUGGGUCUGUAUUUUAUAAGAAAAAAAAAAUACACUGUAUUAGUUGUGCGUCAACUUCGCGACGCCGAACAACUUAACUUCUCGAUUGCCGCUACAUUAGGCUUGGAAAGAGACGCUUGACUCCUGUAAUAAUAAUGGGCCACCGUAACGUUGGGAUUUAUUGAUUAUAUGUAACUAUAUUUCUGGCUUUUUUAUUGCUGUGGUAUAUAUACUGCAUUGCUCAAUACAAGCCGUAAUGUAGAGUGUGUGCGCUGUUUAUAGCGAACGAUAA